AUGGUCCACGCAUACUCGAUGCCGGGCAAGAAGAGCCAGCAUUGCUGCGAGAGCAACUCGGACAACAUAUUGGGUCUCAAUCCGUCGCAGCGACUGGUGCUGAACGCCAUGGUGAAGCCGCUCCGAGACCUCGCAGGCUUCCAGCCCGAGCAGCGUCACUUGCUGCUGGAAAACAAUCAUUCACGAGGCGCCUUUCUCUUGCCCCAUGCCUUCUGGGACGAUCCCGCAUAUGAUCCGGACGACAUGGACGGCGUGCAGGCAUUGUUCAUUGCCCAGGUCGGCUGUGGCAAUAAGGACUGCGGCCACCAGGCCAACUGUGGCGCUGGGUUUGCGCAUUGCCUCCUCGUGAAGGGCAACGAGACUGGCCGGAUCCGCACUUGCCGCAGACUGGGAGUGGCACAGUGCUACUCGGGCGAGUUCAUAAGCGGCGCCACGAGAGUAUUCAUCACUUUAGUAUAA
Fonsecaea nubica is the source of this 459-nucleotide messenger RNA. RefSeq lists its product as hypothetical. The record is from RefSeq and is a predicted model, not a curated record. The transcript has a single exon. NCBI's taxonomy places the organism in Eukaryota, Fungi, Ascomycota, Eurotiomycetes, Chaetothyriales, Herpotrichiellaceae. Bases 1 to 459 code for a protein of 152 amino acids.